Molecule: messenger RNA, 1493 nt
Organism: Xiphophorus couchianus (Monterrey platyfish)
Lineage: Eukaryota; Metazoa; Chordata; Actinopteri; Cyprinodontiformes; Poeciliidae
Gene: cdab
Product: cytidine deaminase b
Exons: 4
Coding region: 90-542 (150 amino acids)
Cellular component (GO): cytosol
Molecular function (GO): zinc ion binding; cytidine deaminase activity
Source: RefSeq, a predicted model, not a curated record
UUUCCCUCUGUCCUUUUCACAUUUAAAGCAGAGCCACAUCAUUCUCAUUUAGAUGCUCAAAACCAAGCCAACAAAAUAAAGAACGCAGGAUGGACCAAAGGCACUUGUCACAGGUGGAAGUUAAUGAACUGAUCCAUCAGUCCCACGAGGCCAAAAAGUUUUCUUACUCUCCCUACAGCAAAUUUAGAGUGGGAGCUGCACUCAAGACUCGAGACGGCCGUGUCUUUACAGGUUGCAAUGUGGAGAAUGCAUGUUACAACCUGGGAGUGUGUGCUGAAAGAAAUGUCAUUGCAAAGGCCGUGUCAGAAGGUUACAAAGACUUCAUUGCCAUUGCCAUCGCCAGUGAUAUGGAGAAAGAGUUCAUCUCCCCAUGUGGAGCCUGCAGACAAGUCAUGAGAGAGUUUGGGUGUAAAUGGGAGGUUUAUCUUACAAAGAUCGAUAAGUCGUACGAGAAGAUGACUGUGGACGAGCUACUGCCCCGCUCUUUUGGCCCCGAUGACCUGUGCAAGAAGAAGGUGUCCAACAUUCCCAGCAAUCACUGAGUUUGGAUAAUAUGACAAGUUAAUUUACAGAAACAAAAUGAGAUGCACUCUGUUUUAGCAUAUACACAGUCUUCUCCACAUUUAUUGUCAUCUUUGAAGUAUAAUUUAAAAAAAGAGAAACAAAUCUAUAGAACAGAAGCAUAUCUAGUUGCAAUAGCAUAAUCUCAAACUGAAAAAUGUGUGUUGGUCUUUACCUCCCUUAUGUUUAAAGGUGAGUUGUUAUUUUUUGGAGCCAUUAGAACCCUGACUUAUGGAGCUUAACAUAAAUUUGCCUAAUUUGAAUAGCAUGUUCUCAUGUUUUUUCAUGUUGGGAAUCUAAGAUACAACAUACUACUUUAAAUAAUUAAAUGUCUAAUGAAAAUAAAAUAUUAGUUGAGUUUCUCUAAAAGUUUCAGUGAAGCUACUGUACUGCAAUAAAAGAAAUUCACUUAAAAGUGUUUUUGUUGUUGUUUUGCACACACCUUUAACAGUAAACACCACAUGUUUAGCAGCAGUUAUAUGUAUGAUUAAUACCCAUUUUUGUGUUUUCUGCUAACAAACAAUAGUUAAAUGUUCUAUAUCCACAUUAUAAAAAUAUGAACAGAGAUUUGUUUUCAGUUUUGCGCCACUGACUCAAAAACAACUGAUGCCCUGUUAAUGUAGAUAAAAAUAUUUAUUAGUUCCAAGAAGCAAAAACAGAAAUUGAUGCACACAUUUUAAUAAAUAAACAUUUUCUGAAAAUGAGUAAUCUUUCAUUUUCUAUAGUUAGACCAGAAAAGAAUAUUUAGGCUUCAGUGUACAGCAAAUAUUAUUUCUUGAGCAGCAAAGGAUUAUUAAUAGUUAAGGAAUCAAUUAUCAGGAAAAGUGAAACAUUUAAGAAGUGUAAAUAAAAAAAUUAUCCAGCAGCGUUUUUUGAGUCUACCUACUUGAAGCUUACACAUUUGAGGUUAAAGGUUAAGAUUUAAAGAAAGA